AUGUCAGAGGAAAAGAUUAACACAACUUCGAAAGGCUCGACUAAUUUAAAAGAGUCAAAUAAUCCCAAAUUUUUUCUUAAGGCACCUUUAAAUGUGUUUGCGCAACCUCAUUUCAGGACAAAACCAAACACGACACGCAUGCCUUUUAAAGGAAUUCAAGAAAACGCAAUUAAUAAAUCAAGUUCUCAGCAAAUUGGCGCGUCCUCUGAUUCAACCAUACCAUCAUUUGCAAAAUUCUUCUCCGUAAAAUCUAUCGUUUCUAAAACGAAUCCAGAAGAAAUUAUUGUCGAAAAUAAUGAAGAAAGGGACACCAAAACUUCAACACUUAACGAAGAACCUCAGAAUGUAGGAUCUCAAAUUACGGAGUUAAUUUCUAGGACGUCGCCCGCUGAUGUUCAAGAAUCAGAAUUUUCUGCGCCUAACACAGAUCGAGAAGAAAAGACACUUCAAGAUGAUGACGUACAGUCGAAUUCGCUAACUUUAAAUCCACAGAGUGACGCUGUCCCACCACCUGCUGAAGAUGGUCAGAUCGUCGUCACCUCUAACAAUUUACUCGAUCCACUGAAUGUUGAUGAUAAGUCACGGCCGCAGCAUGGUAAUUGUACAUCCGCGGUAGGAAGCCCCAAUGAGUGUUUGAGUGUAUCUAAAAAAACGGGAAUCGCGAAAGACGAAAGAGACGAUGACGAAUUGUAUAUGGUCAUAGAUGCAGUACAUAGGUGGAAGAAUGGAGUGGAAAGAAGAGAUUCUCUUAUCAAAAAGCUGAAAGAUAAUCUUAAUACCUUAAAUGAGACUGUGGAGCAUCAGAAUAAUUCUUUGAACACCUAUCGAGAGCGUAUUUUUAUCUUGGAAUCGCUUAUUAAACAUCAACAAGAUAACACCGAACGGAAUCGCGAAAAGAUUGAAGGUAUCAAAACAAAGUACCUUUCAUAUCGAGACACGUUUUCAAGUAUAAGAAAGUAUAUGGAAGAAAUUCGAGAAGGGAAGAAUAAAAUUGAAAACGAAAUAGAUUCGUUAAGACUUGAAUUUAACAUACUUGUUACAAAACAUCAAUCUGCAUCCGAAAAUCAUAUUUCGAACUCUCAAUCACAACAAGCACAAAUCGCGCAAGCCACUGAAUUGAAUACUAAACUCAUUGAUGCCAAUACGCAACUUAGUAAUGUUAUCACACAAUUACGUCAAGUUAUACAAGAUUCUGAGAACAAAGCAACACAAUACGCGUUGGAGUCUGAAACCGCUCGUACAAAAUUGGAGAACCUCGCGAAAGAAAAGGAAGCUCAAGUUGAAGAAUGCGAGAAGCUUAAAACAUCAUUAGAGUGUGCCGACGAAAAGUGCCGAACCUUAACACUCCUUCAAAAAGAGAAUGAAGAAAAACUUAUGAACCUAAUGAAGAAUUAUCAAGAGGUUGAACAAAAUUUAAAAUCUUUGAUUACAGAAAAAGACAAAAGGAUAUCUCAAUUAUCAAAGACGGAAGAAAAGUAUGAACACCUUCAGCUGGAACAUAAUCAAGAAAAGACUAAUUCGAGAAAGGAGCUCGAUUCCCUUCAAAAAGAAUUAGAUGCUAUUCGCACGCAGCAAAUGUUUGAACGACAAAGAUCCGAAUAUGAACUCCGUGAUCUACGACAUCAAUUACAGACAGAAUUUUAUAGAGAGCGUUGUCAACUAGAAAAUGAAUGGCGUAAUGAGCGUAGUCAAUUGGAAUCCGAUAGUCGUGAAGAACGUGUUCAACGCUUACGUUUAGAGUCUGAACUUCGAGAUGAACGUUCCGAACGAUUUCGCUUCGAAACCGAUUUACAUAAUUCUAAUAAGAAAUUAAGUGAAAUAACAUUGCUUCAUGAUAAUGAAAAAUCAAAAAUCUCCCAAUUGGAAUCUAAAUUAAAUGAAUUAGAGAAUCGGCGCUUAGAUCGAACAACUGUUGCCGUUGGAACAUCGGAUAUCCCAGAUUUAGACCUUCAAUUAAAGUACAUCAAAACCAUAAUGGAUUUUGAACAAGAAAACCGCGAUAACAAGAAGAAAUUUGAAGAAUUGGAUGUAACUCUGGAAGCAUGGAGGUCUAAAGCAGCUUCACUUGAAUUACAAUUGGAUUCUCUUACAACAAAGCAUGGUGAUUUGCAAAAUGAACACAACAAAGUUGUGAAGGACAUGAGAACUGACAAUCUUCGGCAUAAUGAAAUAGUUGAUAAGCUUAAUCCCAAAGUGAUAGAAUUGACGGAAGAGAUUGAAACCUUAAGAUCUGAAAUUCUUCGCUUGGAAGCUAACGAAAAAUCCAUUCUUCAAAAACUUCACUCACAAAGGGGUUACAAACCGUACAACAAUCCACUUCCUGGAGAUAUGUCUGAGGUUAAUUCCGACCAGGUAGUAAUGUUGAGUGAAGCGACGUUGAAUUCAAAGUCCUCUAGAGAGGAACAUGUGUCUCCUAAUAUCAAUUUUACUCGGUUGGAAGAGUCUAAGGGUGAUGAUCAAUUGCAUCUAUUAACUUUGACCGAAAUUGAUUCGAUGAUCUUGGAUCAAGUUUCAAGCAAUAAUCCAAUAAUAACGCAGGAACAGGAUUUGAGCAUUAAUGACUUGUCGUUGGUAAAAGGUUCCGACAAUCACCAGUCACAAGAACCCAGUAACGAUCAAUUGAAGGUUGAUAAGCAUCAAGCCGCUGAAAGUGCUCUGGAGAAAGUGAAGCCUUCGGAAGUUGAAACUCGCCCUCGGGACGAUUCCAAUUCAGAGCACCUAAACGAUUGGUUAUCUCCAAGUAAUCAAGCUCGAUCAAAAAGACGCAAGAUGAAUAAGACAGAUAAUCCAAAUAAUUCUCAAUAUACUUUACGAUCUUCUGUUCCACCCAAUAACACCACACAAAACACUAUCAAUACACGCAACCGUUUCAAGGGCAAAUUAAAAUCACGCUACUAG
Molecule: messenger RNA, 2898 nt
Organism: Acaulospora morrowiae
Lineage: Eukaryota; Fungi; Glomeromycota; Glomeromycetes; Diversisporales; Acaulosporaceae
Source: the annotation of a GenBank genome assembly